AUGGGAAAGAACUUAUGCUUGCUCUGCCCAUGCCUGAGCAGGAAGAUUUAAUGAUUGAAAGUGUUCCCGGCAUCGGAGCUCGUCAAAUCGACGGCCAUGUAGAAUCUGAUGGCAUAGCACAUCCUACCUUGUGGCCUUCUAUGCUGUAUUCUUCUUUGCUGCCAAUAGCCAUGGCUUUCUUUUACUGUGCCAGACGUGUAAUUAGCCGGAAAAAAGACGUGUUGCAUCAACAAUCUGAAGAUUUCAAGAAGUUGCAAAAUGUGAUACCCAAAAAGAAGAAAGGCCGGAAACCAGUUGUGAAUAGACAUAGUAUCUCCGGUGGGAAAAGGCACGAACGCAACUCUCAAGCCAGUGUAGUCAAGGUCAUUGACAGUGUGAAAGAGGAUGUGACUGAUAGAAGAUUCUUGACGCCGAAUCCUUUUGACAACAACGGUACUUCCACGUAUGGACGUAAGAUUGGUAGAAUGGUGGUGACUAACAAAGAAAUUGCAAAGGGGAGCAAUGGGACGAUAGUACUCGAAGGAAAUUACGAAGGCCGUUUUGUUGCUGUCAAACGUCUUGUCCGGACCCAUCAUGAUGUGGCCGUGAAGGAGAUCCAGAAUCUUAUCGCGUCUGAUCAACAUCCAAACAUUGUUCGUUGGUACGGAGUGGAAUAUGAUCAAGAUUUCGUUUAUCUAUGUCUGGAGCGGUGUACGUGUAGUUUGUUUGAUUUGAUCAUAUUCUGCACUUCCUCGAAUGAAGUAACUACUUCGGGUCAAAGUCAAGAGCCUCCGAGUAUCGCUCGUUCUAAUAUGGAAUUGCUGAGCAAUCUUGGAAGCAACGAGGAGCUCGAUCUGUGGAGGGCCAACGGCUAUCCAUCUGCAUUGUUGUUAAAAUUAAUGAGGGACAUUGUCUAUGGACUUGCCCAUUUGCAUGAACUCGGGAUUAUACAUCGGGAUCUGAAACCUCAAAACGUCCUAGUGAUGAAAGAUAGAUCGAUAUCUGCAAAAAUAUCCGACAUGGGUAUCAGCAAGCACUUGGAUGGAGACAUGUCAUCUCUAUCCAAGCAUGCUACUGGAUAUGGAAGUUCAGGGUGGCAAGCGCCCGAGCAGCUACGAAACGAGCGACAGACUCGUGCUGUAGACCUUUUCAGUCUGGGAUGCAUGCUCUUUUUCUGCUUAACCGGCGGUAAACAUCCCUUUGGAGAAAGUAUUGAGCGCGAUGUAAAUAUAAUCAAGGCUCAGAAAGACCUGUUCUUGAUAGACCAUAUCCCGGAAGCCACGGAACUCAUCUCUGGACUUCUCGAUCCUAAUCCAAAUAUGAGGCCAAAGGCUACAGAAGUGAUGCACCACCCUUUGUUCUGGAGUGCUGAGAUGAGGCUCUCAUUCCUCCGUGAUGUUAGCGAUAGAAUCGAGCUGGAGGACCGAGAGAACGCGUCCGACCUACUCGAGGCGCUAGAGAACAUAGGGAAAGCCGCCUUGGACGGGAAAUGGGACGAGAAGAUGGAAACCACCUUCAUCAACGACAUUGGCCGCUACAGGCGAUACAGGUACGACAGUGUGCGCGAUCUGCUACGUGUGAUUCGGAACAAGUUGAAUCACUACAGAGAACUUCCGAAGGAGAUUCAAGCAAUUUUGGGGUCAGUUCCUGAAGGAUUCAACUCGUAUUUCUCAACUAGAUUUCCUAAGCUCUUAAUUGAGGUGUAUCAUGUGAUUCGUAGUCAUUGUGAGCAAGAAGAAACAUUUCACAAAUAUUUUACAAGUAGUGGAUUCUAACUUGGAUCAUGGCACUGUAAACAUUUGUAACAAAAUUGUACAUGUAAACUAAUUAAUUAACGCGGUGCGUUGUAAGUUGUGUUGGAAUUUAAUUA
Salvia miltiorrhiza (redroot sage) is the source of this 1849-nucleotide messenger RNA. RefSeq names its product serine/threonine-protein kinase/endoribonuclease IRE1b-like. Gene Ontology annotation, biological process: mRNA processing; IRE1-mediated unfolded protein response; intrinsic apoptotic signaling pathway in response to endoplasmic reticulum stress. Gene Ontology annotation, cellular component: IRE1-TRAF2-ASK1 complex. NCBI's taxonomy places the organism in Eukaryota, Viridiplantae, Streptophyta, Magnoliopsida, Lamiales, Lamiaceae. Gene Ontology annotation, molecular function: protein serine/threonine kinase activity; RNA endonuclease activity; ATP binding. The coding region runs from base 15 to 1754 and encodes 579 amino acids. The transcript is spliced from 4 exons. The record is from RefSeq and is a predicted model, not a curated record.